Larimichthys crocea (large yellow croaker) is the source of this 2260-nucleotide messenger RNA. It is a transcript of the gene naa30, whose product is annotated as N-alpha-acetyltransferase 30, NatC catalytic subunit. The transcript has 4 exons. Lineage: Eukaryota; Metazoa; Chordata; Actinopteri; Sciaenidae. The record is from RefSeq and is a predicted model, not a curated record. Gene Ontology annotation, biological process: N-terminal peptidyl-methionine acetylation. Gene Ontology annotation, molecular function: protein-N-terminal amino-acid acetyltransferase activity. Gene Ontology annotation, cellular component: NatC complex. The coding region runs from base 529 to 1710 and encodes 393 amino acids.
AGUGCAGCCUGGAAAAGAAGACAGAUUUAGUAACUUCUAACCAUUGAAAACAUCACAUUGAAUUAUAAAAACAUGAUUUUAAAUCAGCAUGCUUGUGUGUUCUUCUCUUAUUAUGAUCCUAUGCUUGCAAUCAUCUUGUUGCAUGCUGUUUUUAGACUUUUUAUUCACAUUCCCGCCUCAUAAAUCACAUCAGUGCAUUAGAUGAAUGGAUGCAGAUGACUACUAAAGCAAGCACUGAAGGCCUGAGCUGUGCUGUGUGCAUCUGUCAUGCGUUACACCACUGUCGUAAAACGUGUCUGCCUGCUGUUGCAAUGGCGUUUGCUGCGACAGCACUUUGCGGCAGCAGGGAAAUCGAGGAGAAAGCAGCGACAAGCGUCGCCAGCGGAAACUCCGUCGCCCCAGAAAGCCUCGGAUUUAUGUAAUAAUCGGCGAUCUGACGCGUAUACCGGCUGCAUAUCUCCCUCGCCUUGUGGAUGAGAUUGUGUUCAACGUUUUCCCACGCGUCGAUCUCCACCUUAAUGCGGUGGGAUGGCCACAGUGCCGCCUGGGCCUAGUAGCGCACUGCCCGCAUCCCCGGCUGAGAUUCCUCCUUUCCCCGGGGCUGGGAGCGCGGAGCCGGCGGGCGGAGACGGAGAGCCGGCCUGCCACAGGGAGGAGCGUGCACCCGCCGACACGGGGAAGAAGUCGCAGCCGGUGAGCGACGUCCAAACGUCGGUCAAGAGUAAGCAGAAAAACAUGCUAGCUCGAGCUAGCCCGGCGGCGCUGCACCUGAAAAUGCAAGCCCGAGAGCAGCAGCAGCUGAACGGCUUGGCGAGCCCCUCGGAGGACGCUGACAGCCACCAGCACGCAGGAAACCGGCCAGACAAUCCGAGACCGUCCGUGGACAACUGUGACAGCAGCAGCAGCGGCAGCAAUGAAGAGGCUCCGGCCGCCAGAAACAAUAGUGAGCAUUGCCAACACGAAGGCCACAGCCCCUUCUCCAAAAACGGCAGCCACUCGCCCCUGGUUAACAAUAGCAUGAACGGGAUGCCGGGUUUCACGAGAGCUGAGGCGGCCCACGGCCACCCCAGGGACGAAGGGAAGGGAGAGGGGUUUGAUCACACGGAGCCGCCGAGACCGCCGAGCGUCGGGCCGCCGGACGCUCCGGGGCCCGGCGGACAGGAGAGCCACGCCGACCCGCAUCAGCCGCCAACCGCAGAGCUGGCCCGGCUCGACCUGAGCGGCUCUCCCGGUCGAGCGGAAGAGGAGAGCCACGGCAUCCGCUAUGUCCGCUACGAGUCCGAGCUUCAGAUGCCGUGGAUCAUGAGACUGAUCACCAAGGACUUGUCUGAGCCUUAUUCAAUUUACACGUACAGGUACUUCAUCCACAACUGGCCGCAGCUCUGCUUUCUGGCCAUGGUGGAGCAGGAGUGUGUCGGAGCCAUAGUUUGUAAGCUUGACAUGCACAAGAAGAUGUUUCGUCGUGGCUACAUUGCCAUGCUGGCCGUGGACUCGAAACACAGAAGGAAAAGCAUCGGUACUAAUCUGGUGAAGAAGGCCAUCUAUGCCAUGGUGGAGGGAGACUGUGAUGAGGUUGUAUUGGAGACUGAAAUCACCAACAAAUCAGCCCUGAAGCUGUACGAGAACUUGGGUUUUGUCAGAGACAAGCGGCUGUUCAGAUACUACCUGAACGGAGUGGACGCGCUGCGGCUCAAACUGUGGCUCCGCUAGAGGAAUGAAGAGGGGGACGGGGAAGGACGGGACAGCGGGUGCUGUUCACCUCGUUAUACUAUCAGCUUGACAGCCUCAGCUCUGCCCUGGUCAUUUCACUCUUAUACACACACACACACACACACACAUACACACACAGGAGUAUGCACAUAGGUAUGCAUAAACACCGCAAACACCCUCUUUUUGUCCUUGACCUCCGAACAACUGUUGUUUAGGCAGAAACGGACCGACAUCCCACCUGAUGUUUUCAUGAAGGGGCCCCUGAUACUUUCUGUGACGAGGAGAGGGGGCGAGUGAGGGUGGUCUCUGGGAUGACCUUGACUGGGGGGUACUAGGCGACCUUUUUUUGACCUUCAAACUCGGAUGCCGCAUCGACCGGGGACGUGAGGUGUUGUUCAAAGCGAGCUCAAGCUGAGGACGUGCGUCCGAAAAAGAAACAAAACCGCAGAGGACUCGGCACCACACCAAAUCCUCCACAGGACAAACACAGACUUAAAGAAAAAAACAACCACACGUGAAAACAAGGAAAGCAGGGCGGCAAAAAAAAAAA